This is a messenger RNA of Calidris pugnax (ruff), 1227 nucleotides long. RefSeq lists its product as uncharacterized. Lineage: Eukaryota; Metazoa; Chordata; Aves; Charadriiformes; Scolopacidae. Bases 229 to 882 code for a protein of 217 amino acids. The record is from RefSeq and is a predicted model, not a curated record. The transcript is spliced from 7 exons.
GAUGUGAGUAAGUUAACAUACAGAUCUAAAAGAUUAUGUCCACGUCAGAAUUCUUUUAUUCGGAGCUUUGGCUUCCUGCCAUGUGUUCAGGCAAUAAAUUGGCUGUAACAGAGCUGCUUCUAGCAUUCUGCUGAGUAGAAGUAUCCCAGCAGAGACAAUAGGAGCCAAAAUAAGGACAGGAAAAAGAGAGGCAACCCAGGUUAUCAGGAUUUCUGAAGUGCUUCUGCAAUGUUGCUCCGCUCAGGCCGCAAAAAGCCCUAUGAAGUGUCUCACCAUGAAAGGCAGUCUGUUAAGACACAAUCUCUGCUGAGAACUGUGAAAACAACUCCUGGAAACUCAGCGUUUAGUUUACGACAAACGCUGAAAUGCUAUAUACUGACUGAAGAUUCAAAAACAGUGCAUUUUGACAUAGAUGAAGACGGCCAUCAUGAAAUAUGCACCAAGGAUUCACAAUCCCAUGAAGAUAUUGCGUGGUUAAGUGUGUUCACAAAGAACGAACCAGCAGUUACUGAUUCUAAAAAUUUGGUGAUCCUCACACAGAGAUCAAAGCUUAAUGAAUUUGUCCUGUUGUGCAAGGGUAAGAAGCAGCUGUCUCUGAAGGUCUUAAAAACAUCCUGUUCAGAGCCAGAUUAUCCUUCAGUGGAAAGAUGCAACAUGAAAACAUGCAAGCAUGAAGAUCCUGACUUCAAACAGCUGAGUGAAGAUAAUAACUUUUUCAUCAUGCAUUACCAAGGAGAUUCAGUGCAGUUCCAGUGCUAUGAAGACAGAAGUUACUACCUGUGUGUGAAUGAUGACUCCCUUGAUAUUCGCAAGCGGGAAAACGAAGAACUCAACGAGGACAAAAAUUUUUACUUUAGGGUGUCAUAUUUACAGGAAAAGUAACUUCCCUCCCUUCCAGUGGCCUAAGUGUCCAUACAGAUAAGAGAAUGAACAUUGAGGUCAACCUAUUUCCAUUUUGGCUUAAUUUUUUACUUUUUUAUAAUUUCUUAAGUCAUUAUUUUGCAUGAAUAACGUCCUUUAUUUCCAUACGUUCAACAGGACAAGAGAAAGGCUAAGUUUGAAAAACAUACUAACUGAUCAGUCUCUUUUUGUCUUACCUGCACAAUUACGGUUUUAUGGAACUGAAUUCUUCUGGAAGGGGAAAAAUACAUAGGGGAUAUUUGAAUACAGGGGAAAAAGGAGGAAGCAUACAUGGAUAUGAAAUACAAACCACUACCUAGUUCUCCA